GUCCGCUCGCAUGCGUUCGGGAGCGCGCGCCGUCAGGUGUGUAGGUUGGUGAGGCCGUUCAACCACCCAACAAGAUGGUGGCCUUGUCGCUAAAGAUCUGUGUACGUCAGUGCAACGUGGUGAAGACCAUGCAGUUCGAGCCGUCCACCCCUGUGUAUGAUGCCUGCAGGAUCAUCAGAGAGCGAGUUCCAGAGACACAAAGCGGACAAGCGUCAGAUUAUGGCCUGUUCCUAUCCGACGAGGACCCCAGGAAAGGAAUCUGGCUUGAGUCUGGAAGAACCCUGGAUUACUACAUGCUGCGAAAUGGAGACGUUUUGGAAUAUAAGAAGAAACAAAGGCCACAAAAGAUCAAAAUGCUGGAUGGUACCAUUAAAACCAUCAUGGUUGACGACUCAAAAACAGUCGGCGAGCUACUUGUCACUAUAUGCAGUAGAAUAGGAAUUACCAACUACGAGGAGUACUCCCUCAUCCAAGAAGUGACGGAUGACAAGAAGGAGGAUAGUACUGGGACGUUAAAGAAAGACAGAACCCUACUGCUACGAGACGAGAGGAAAAUGGAAAAGCUCAAAGCCAAGCUUCAUACAGAUGAUGACUUGAACUGGUUGGAUCACAGCAGGACCUUCAGGGAGCAGGGAGUGGAGGAAAGUGAGACCCUGCUGCUCAGGCGCAAGUUCUUCUAUUCAGACCAGAAUGUGGACUCGCGGGACCCCGUUCAACUAAACCUGCUUUAUGUUCAGGCUAGGGAUGAUAUAUUGAAUGGCUCCCACCCUGUCUCCUUUGAUAAAGCCUGUGAGUUUGCAGGGAUCCAGGCUCAGAUCCAGUUUGGACCCCACGUGGAGCACAAACACAAGCCUGGAUUCCUGGACCUGAAGGAGUUCCUGCCUAAAGAGUACAUCAAGCAGAGAGGGUCUGAGAAGAAAAUAUUCCAAGACCAUAAAAAUUGUGGAGAAAUGACAGAGAUCGAGGCAAAAGUGAAGUACGUGAAGCUGGCCAGGUCUCUUCCUACGUAUGGAGUGUCCUUCUUCCUGGUGAAGGAAAAGAUGAAGGGUAAAAAUAAGCUGGUCCCAAGAUUGCUGGGAAUAACCAAAGAGUCUGUGAUGCGAGUUGAUGAGAAGACGAAGGAUGUGGUGCAGGAAUGGCCUCUAACAACUGUCAAGAGAUGGGCAGCCUCCCCCAAGAGCUUCACCUUGGAUUUUGGCGAGUAUCAGGAAAGUUACUACUCCGUCCAGACUACGGAGGGAGAACAGAUAUCCCAGUUGAUAGCUGGGUAUAUUGACAUUAUUCUUAAAAAGAAGCAGAGUAAGGAUCGCUUUGGCCUUGAGGGGGAUGAAGAAUCCACCAUGCUGGAAGAAUCUGUUUCUCCUAAGAAAUCCACUAUCUUGCAGCAGCAGUUCAACAGGGUAGGCCGUGUGGAGCAUGGGUCAGUGGCCCUUCCCGGUAUCAUGCGGUCCGGCUCGGUUGGUGGUCCUGACACUUUCAAUAUGGGCACCAUGCCCUCUGCUCAGCAGCAAAUCACCACCGGGCAGAUGCACAGAGGACACAUGCCUCCCCUGAGUCUGGCCCAGCAGGCUUUAAUGGGAACCAUCAACAGCAGCAUGAAGGCUGUGCAGCAGGCCCAGUCUGACCUAGGACACGUAGACAAUCUGCCACCACUGGGCCACGACUUGGCUUCCAGGGUUUGGGUUCAGAACAAAGUGGAUGAGUCCAAACAUGAAAUCCACUCUCAGGUUGAUGCCAUCACUGCUGGAACGGCUUCAGUGGUCAAUCUAACAGCAGGUGAACCAACGGAGACCGACUACACAGCGGUGGGCUGCGCCAUCACCACAAUCUCCUCCAACCUCACGGAAAUGUCUAAGGGAGUCAAGCUCCUGGCUGCAUUAAUGGACGACGAGGUGGGAAGCGGGCACAAGCUGAUGGGCGCUGCCAGGAUGCUGGCAGGAGCUGUGUCAGAUCUGCUCAGAUCUGUUGAGCCUGCAGCCGCUGAGCCCAGACAGACGGUGCUGACUGCAGCAGGAAGCAUCGGACAAGCCAGUGGGGACCUGCUCCGUCACAUGGGGGAGGGCGAGACUGAUGAGAAGUUCCAGGACACCCUGAUGAAUCUGGCCAAAGCGGUGGCCAAUGCAGCUGCUAUGUUGGUCCUGAAGGCCAAGAAUGUGGCCCAGGUGUCCGAGGACACCGUGUUGCAGAACCGAGUGAUCGCAGCUGCCACUCAGUGCGCCCUCUCCACAUCCCAACUGGUCGCCUGCACCAAGGUGGUGAGUCCAACCAUCAGCUCCCCAGUGUGUCAGGAGCAGCUUGUCGAGGCUGGGAAACUGGUGGACCGAUCUGUUGAGACCUGUGUGAAAGCCUGCCGCUCGGCAAGCGAUGACGGCGAGCUCCUGAAACAAGUCGCCACAGCAGCUGGUGUGGUGAGCCAGACCCUCAGCGACCUACUGCAACAUGUCCGCCACUACGCCAGCUGCGGAGAGCCCAUCGGACGCUACGACCAAGCCACGGACACGAUCAUGAACGUGACUGAAAAUAUUUUCUCCUCCAUGGGGGAUGCUGGCGAGAUGGUGCGUCAGGCCCGGGUGUUGGCCCAAGCCACUUCAGAUUUAGUCAACGCCAUGAGAUCGGACGCAGAGGCAGAAGUUGAUGUUGACAACUCUAAAAAACUUCUUGCUGCAGCCAAACUCCUGGCUGAUGCCACGGCUCGGAUGGUGGAGGCUGCGAAGGGGGCAGCUGCCUAUCCGGAGAAUGAGGACCAGCAGCAGAGGCUCAGGGAGGCAGCUGAGGGGCUACGUGUUGCCACUAAUGCUGCGGCUCAAAACGCCAUAAAGAAAAAACUAGUCAUCCGGCUGGAGAUAGCUGCAAAGCAAGCAGCGGCUGCCGCGACUCAGACCAUCGCAGCUGCCCAAAAUGCUGCUGCUUCCAACAAAAACACCGCUUCACACCAACAGUUAGUGCACAGCUGCAAGGCAGUCGCAGACAAUAUUCCCCAGUUGGUGCAAGGGAUGAGGAGCAGCCUGGCCCAGCCUGAGGAGCUUGGCCCCCAACUUGCUCUCAUCAUGGCCAGCCAGAGCUUUCUGCAGCCUGGAAGUAAAAUGGUGACGUCGGCAAAGUCAGCGGUUCCAACAGUGGCUGAUCAGGCUGCUGCUAUGCAACUGGGCCAGUGUGCCAAGAACUUAGCAACCUGUCUGGCAGAGCUCAGGACUGCUACACAGAAGGCGCACGAAGCCUGCGGUCCUCUGGAGAUUGACUCAGCCCUCAAAACUGUACAGACACUGAAGAGUGAGCUCCAGGAUGCAAAGAUGGACAAAGCACCAGGGCAGAGAGAGUGUGAUUACUCUAUUGAUAACAUCAACAAGUGUAUCCGGAACAUUGAGCAAGCUUCUCUGGCUUCAGUUGGACAGACACUUCCCUGCAGAGAUGAUAUCUCCAUGGAAGCAAUCCAGGAGCAGCUGACAUCCUCUGUGCAGGAGAUUGGUCAUUUGAUUGAUCCUGUCUCCACAGCAGCCCGAGGCGAAGCUGCCCAACUGGGACAUAAGGUGACCCAGCUGGCCAGUUACUUUGACCCGCUUGUUGUGGCAUCAGUGGGUCUGGCCUCAAAGCUGAACGACCACCAGCAGCAGAUGACCAUCUUGGAUCAGACCAAGACCCUGUCUGAAUCUGCCCUUCAAAUGCUCUAUGCUGCCAAAGAAGGCGGGGGCAACCCAAAGGCAUGCCACACUCACGACGCCAUUUCUGAGGCCGCCCAGCUGAUGAAGGAGGCUGUGGACGACAUCAUGGUGACUUUGAACGAGGCAGCGAGUGAGGGGGGUAUGGUUGGUGGCAUGAUGGAGUCCAUUGCUGAGUCCAUAGGCAGGCUGGAUGAGGGAACACCUCCUGAACCAGAGGGCUCUUUUGUGGAUUACCAGACCACAAUGGUGAAAUUCUCCAAGGCUAUUGCCAUCACUGCGCAGGAAAUGAUGACUAAAUCAGUGACAUGCCCAGAAGAGCUUGGAGGUCUUGCCUCUCAGGUGACGGUGGACUACGGGCAGCUUGCACACCAAGGACAUCUUGCUGCAGCCACUGCAGAGCCAGAGGAAGUUGCUUUCCAGAUAAAAACGCGGGUGCAGGAGUUGGGCCAUGGCUGUAUUUAUCUGGUCCAGAAGGCUGGAGCUCUGCAGCUCAGCCCCACUGACAGCUUCUCCAAAAGGGAGCUCAUCGAGUGUGCACGAGCAGUCACAGAGAAGGUGUCUUUGGUUUUGUCAGCACUGCAAGCAGGAAACAAAGGCACCCAGGCUUGCAUCACAGCAGCCAGCGCAGUUUCUGGAAUUAUAGCUGACCUGGACACCACCAUCAUGUUCGCCUCAGCUGGAACACUGAACUCUGAGAACGAAGAGUCUUUUGCUGAUCACAGGGAAAGCAUCCUGAAGACGGCCAAGGCGCUGGUGGAGGACACCAAGCUGCUGGUUGCGGGAGCUGCAUCCAGCCAGGAGAAACUCGCCCAGGCUGCCCACUCCUCUGCCAAAACCAUCACCCAGCUUACAGAGGUGGUCAAACUGGGAGCAACAAGCAUGGGCUCUGAUGACCCCGAAACUCAGGUGGUUCUAAUAAAUGCCGUCCGGGAUGUGGCCAAAGCUUUGGCUGAACUCAUUGGUGCCACCAAAUGUGCUGCAGGCAAAGCUGCCGAUGACCCGUCCAUGUAUCAGCUGAAGAGCGCUGCCAAGGUCAUGGUGACCAACGUGACGUCUCUUCUAAAGACAGUGAAGGCAGUGGAGGAUGAAGCCACUCGUGGGACGAGGGCGCUGGAGGCCACCAUAGAGUUCAUCAAGCAGGAGCUGACAGUGUUCCAGUCCAAGGACGUCCCAGACAAGUCCACUUCACCCGAGGAGUUCAUCCGCAAGACAAAAAGCAUCACCAUAGCAACAGCCAAGGCGGUGGCAGCAGGCAACUCCGCUCAGCAGGAGGACGUGAUCGCCACAGCCAACCUGAGCCGCAAAGCCAUCUCUGAUAUGCUGACUACCUGCAAGCAAGCAGCACAUCAUCCUGAAGUGAGCGAGGAAUUAAAAAGCAAGGCCUUGCAGUACAGCUCUGAAUGUGCCACCAAAUACAUCAGCCUGCUGGAGGAAGUGCUGCAGGUGCUUCAGAGAUCUGCGCCGGAGCAGAAGCAGCAGCUGGCUGUGCACUCCAAGCAUGUGGCGGCGUGUGUGACGGAGCUCGUCCAAACAGCUGAGGCCAUGAAAGAUGGAGGAUCAGAGUGCGUGGACCCCGAGGACCCCAACUUUGUCGCAGAGACCGAGCUCCUCGGAGCAGCAGCCUCCAUUGAAGCUGCAGCCAAGAAACUGGAGCAGCUCAAACCCAGGGCCAAGCCCAAGCAGGCAGACGAGACGCUCGAUUUUGAGGAGCAGAUCCUAGAAGCAGCAAAGUCCAUCGCUGCAGCAACCAGCGCGUUAGUAAAAUCUGCCUCUGCCGCUCAGAGAGAACUAGUAGCACAAGGGAAGGUGGGAUCCAAUGUAGCCAAUGCAGUGGAUGAUGGCCAGUGGUCUCAGGGUCUCAUAUCAGCUGCGCGUAUGGUAGCAGCGGCCACCAGUAACCUGUGUGAAGCAGCUAACGCGUCGGUGCAAGGCCACGCCAGCGAGGAGAAGCUCAUCUCUUCAGCCAAGCAGGUCGCAGCCUCCACGGCUCAGCUGCUGGUAGCUUGCAAAGUAAAGGCAGACCACAAUUCUGAAGCCAUGAGGAGACUGCAGGCUGCUGGCAACGCUGUGAAGCGAGCAUCAGACAAUCUGGUCAAAGCAGCUCAGAAAGCAGCUUUUGACAAGACGGAGGAUGACAGCGUUUUGGUGAAGACCAGAUUCGUUGGAGGCAUUGCUCAGAUCAUCGCAGCUCAGGAAGAGAUGCUGAGGAAGGAGCGCGAGCUGGAGGACGCUCGGAAGAAGCUGGCUCAGAUCCGACAGCAGCAAUACAAGUUCCUGCCCAGCGAACUGAGGGAGGACGAGGGCUGACCGAGCCCGAGUGCCUCAGCAAAGACCCUCUUAUGCUUUACGCGGACAUGACUAUUGAAAACACAGCACUUGAAACAGGCCUGUUUGGUGAGAAAAAACAAGUGCCUGUGCUCCGUGGUGUAUUUGUGUGAGUGUGUGUGAUGUGUGUGUUUGUCAGUGAAUGUCAUUGACAUUCAGACUUUAAUAUGAAGGUUGUUAUUGUUUGCAGUCUGACACAGUUGGAUCAAGUUAUUUGGUUAAAUUUAUCUUUACUUUAUAAGUAUUAGUGCAUCAUGAGCAGUACUGACUGUUACAGGCAUGAAUCAAAGAUAUUACUCAUGGAAACAUUCCUCUAUAAUUACAAAAUGUUCUGUAAUGGUUAUAGGGUUGGAGCAAAGAAGAUUGAGAUGAUAAAUCUACAAUUUAGGGUUGAUAAUGUGAAAUCCUUGAAAGCAUAAGUAAGAAGCAGUAAUCGUUUCACCUCUGGAUUGCAUGCACCAUAACAAAUGUCAACCAUACUAACCAGCAGAAUAUCACAAAUGGUAACCUGGUGUAUGCUGCUUAACCAACUAAUAUUUUCAAAUCGAGGAGUUUUAUUUGAAAAACGAAAAGGUUGAUGCCAAACACGAAACGGGAAGUUCAGUUCAGCAUGUGUAUUAUCAGUUAAAAAGCAGAGCGUAUGUUUUAUUGUCCAGAGGAUCUGGAUGAAUUGUGACCAAAAACCUCUUGCUGCUCGUAUAUUAUUUCACACAAUAAUCUCCCACCAGUUUCAGAAUGCACAAAGCUGGUCAUAUGCAUUAUCGUUGCAUUAAUGAACACUUUUUCUAUUUUCUUGUCUUUAUGUUUUAAUCCCUGCUCCACUAACAUCAGCCACAUUAUGCUCUUAUGUACAGGAGCACGCUCACAUUUGGUUGUUUUCCACCACUCACUGCCUUCGUAAAGUCGUUUCACAUUCGACUGUGACAUUACACUGAAUAUUCUAACGACGUCAUAAUGCAACUGCGCCCCGUUAUUGGUUAGAAAAUGAGUUGUGUGUACUGUAAUGAUCUUG
Molecule: messenger RNA, 6996 nt
Organism: Nematolebias whitei (Rio pearlfish)
Lineage: Eukaryota; Metazoa; Chordata; Actinopteri; Cyprinodontiformes; Rivulidae
Gene: tln2b
Product: talin 2b
Exons: 46
Coding region: 75-5966 (1963 amino acids)
Biological process (GO): cell-cell adhesion
Cellular component (GO): plasma membrane; focal adhesion; cytoskeleton
Molecular function (GO): actin filament binding; structural constituent of cytoskeleton; integrin binding
Source: RefSeq, a predicted model, not a curated record